AUGAAAGCAACGGUUCGCCGUUCUGCGAAACAGCUGGAUUCUACGCGCAACUUGGAUGAUGUGUGCAAUCGCACACACACAAUCUUGUAUUGGAACGAAAUGGGUAAGCCAAUGAAGAUAAGCCUUAAUGCUUUACAAUCUGAUCCACGAGUUUCUGCAUUUUUGAGAAAUAUUAAUAGGCAGGUCGGUCGACCAAGACCUGUUAUGGUCAUAGUGGCUGGUGAAGGAGAUUUUCUUUGGAUAAAAAACUUCAUGUGUAAUGUUAUUGAGUACGAUAUGCUUACACGCAUAUCAGUGGUCACAAUUGAUCGCGUAACCACAACUUCGAUCGCCAAAGAGAUGCCAAUGAUGCCACUUUUUGAGCUCAGUUUUGCUCAGUUUGGGGAGCAAAUGGAGCAACUCUAUGCCGAUGCGGUGAAGGAACGACUACUCGGCAUACUGAAACUAAGAAUUGGAGCGCUUGUGCUUAAGAAUAAAUUGGAUGCUUUGAUUGGAGUUCCUAAUCAAUUAUGGACAAAUUAUUUCUUGAAUAGAACUAUGUACCCCCCUGUAUUCGAUCUAGAUGAGGAAAGCUUGCUGGUGCAGAAAUUGGAUCCUCUUGAUAAGGAAAGCACUAUGAUCGAUUCUGCGUCAUUCAUAGGACUUGGCCGAUUCAAUCCCAGAGGAGCGAGAAUUCUUACACGAAGCGCUGAUCUAGCCAGUAAAAAGUUCACUACAGUCAGCUCCGCUCUGACAUAUGCCUGUGAUGUUCCUAAGCGGAAUAUCUGCCGACGUCUUUCAGCCAAACGAAUGAUUGGACCAUCAUGGUUUCGGAGCAAACGUGACUUAUUACCUGAUGUUGUACAUCUUCCAAAAAAUGCAGAAAGGGCGGCAUUGAGGAGAGAAGGGCUGUGGUUGCUCUCGAAGGAAGGCAAAUGCAAUGAUGUGGCGCGACGAAAGCUGAAUUCUUCAUUACUUCAUAGCAUGGCUAAUUGGAAAGAACACUACAAAACACGCAACGCAGAAUUUCGAUUCCGAUUUCGGCCACCUCACCCUAUGGGCCAUCGCAGUUUCUUGGAGGAGAGUGCUGCUAAAGAUCUCUAA
Messenger RNA from Cylicocyclus nassatus, 1083 nucleotides. NCBI's taxonomy places the organism in Eukaryota, Metazoa, Nematoda, Chromadorea, Rhabditida, Strongylidae. The record is from the annotation of a GenBank genome assembly.